CGAAAAGAUAGACACCAUGACUCCAUUCACCAUCGAUAAUCUUCCGUACGGGGUUAUCUCCACUGACGACAACUCGAGCAAACGCUGUGCCGUCGCUUUCCAGCAGUUCGCCAUUGAUUUGGAUCUGCUCUACCGCCAUGGCUUCUUUGCGUCCAUACCAGAUCUAGACGUCAACGUCUUCGCCAACGACAAUUGGAACGCAUUUGCUGUUCUGCCCUUAAGAACUCGAGCGACCGUCAGGGCCCGAAUCCGAUGUGGUAUCCUGGACAAGACCGUCGACAAGGCGUUUGUUCCGCUAUCCAGCGUGGAAAACCACCUGCCAAUGCAUACAUAUAACUUUUCCGACUUUUACUGCUCUCUCGAGCAUGCAAAGAACUGCACGGAGGUCAUGAAGCUGAAGGAGAUGUCGUCCAACUGGUUCUCCAUCCCGUCUGUGUACAACGGUCGCACCUCAAGCCUUGCGGUUUCAGGUACCCCCUUCACCCGACCUUACGGUAUGUAUCCCGAUCCUCAAACCGGAGCUGUUUCUUUCCAACCCGAAUCAAAGGUCGACUUUGAGUUGGAAAUGGGUGUGUGGCUGUCGACUCCAGUGCCACGAGGUCAGCGAGUAGACAUUGCCAGGGCCAAGGAGCACAUUUUUGGUUUCACGCUCCUCAACGACUGGUCGUCAAGGCGGAUCCAGGGCUUCGAAAUGCCGCCUCUUGGCUGCUUCCAUUCCAAAGGCUCUUUAACAUCCGUGAGUCCCUGGAUCGUGCCGAUUGAGGCUCUGGAGCCGUUCAAGUGCGAAAGGUCGACGCAACAAGAACCUCUGCCAGUGCCACAUCUGAUGCCUCAGGACGAUGCGGCACUGACUUAUGACAUUGACUUGUCCGUCACGUUGCUCCGAGAUGAGAAGUCGUACAGACUUUGUGAGAGCAACCUCAAUACUCUGUACUGGACGCCCAUCCAGCAGCUGGCGCACUUGGCCUCGGCCGGGGAGGGAUUAUCAACAGGAGAUGUGUUUGGAACCGGAACGAUAUCCUCUAGUGUAACGAACCCGGAUGGUGAAAAGAUGGGUCUUGGCUGCCUCGUCGAGCGGGGUCUCCCUCGGACGAUGCUCAAGUCUGCGCCUUCAGACUUACAUGACACCUUUUUGAAGGAUGGUGAUGAGGUAAUUAUGGAAGCUUGGUGUCGGAACAAGAUGACUGGAGAGGUGGUGUUUGGGUUUGGGGAGUGCAGAGGCAAAGUACUACCUGCUGUUCCGGGAAGUAUUUAGUGACAGUGAUGAUUCACAACUUGACUUCUCAAUGAAUCCGUUGUGCCCUGUUAGCUUAAGUGUACAAGCAAACUAAUGAUUCCGAAGUCAGCUAGCUUUUUGGGUAUCGCAGUAUUUUCUUCAUAAAAGC
Messenger RNA from Aspergillus wentii DTO 134E9, 1385 nucleotides. RefSeq lists its product as uncharacterized. The transcript is spliced from 5 exons. The record is from RefSeq and is a predicted model, not a curated record. NCBI's taxonomy places the organism in Eukaryota, Fungi, Ascomycota, Eurotiomycetes, Eurotiales, Aspergillaceae. Gene Ontology annotation, molecular function: fumarylacetoacetase activity. The coding region runs from base 17 to 1255 and encodes 412 amino acids. Gene Ontology annotation, biological process: homogentisate catabolic process; L-phenylalanine catabolic process; L-tyrosine catabolic process.